CGGGCGGAUGGACGGACGGACGCAAACGCUGAAAUCAGCUCGGGCGAUCGAUGCGAUAAAUGGAUGCGUGCGAUUGGUAGCCGGGAAAAUCGAUGAUGAACAGGGGGGCACCCUACCUAGCCGCGAAAGCGAGCACGGCUGCACCGCCGGAGAGGAUGGAGCAAAGACCGAAAUAUCGAUUUUUAGGCCCCUACGCGGCGGUUCGAUGCUCAUAUCUGCCCCGUGUCCCGUAUCCGCGCGAAGCGCCUUUCAAAACACUAACGACGCGUGCGAGACACACUCUGUGGUGCCGCAAAUCUUGAGGAUUAUCGUUUACAAUUAAAAUAAGAAACGAGCGAGAGAAGUGAAGCCAAGUGACGCGUAACGAAGUUCUGGCCGAUGUCGUCAGAAAAAAUGGCCAUCGCUGCUUCAGAGAAUUAUCAACUUAAAUGGCACAGCUAUGGUGCUCAUCUGCACAGCUCUGUUGCGACAUUACUCCAUUCAGAAUCCUUCGCAGAUGUCUUGUUAGCAACAUCCUGUGGCCGGCACGUGGCGGCUCAUCGAUUUGUCCUUGCCGCUUGCUCUUCGUAUCUUAGUCAUAUUUUUCAAACAUGUCAUUUCGGUGCAAACACAAACGCUCCAAUAAUUGUGGUAUUACCAACAGAAAUUGGUUAUCGUACAUUAAAAAUACUGAUUCAAUAUAUGUACAGUGGUGAAGCUACAGUAACAAAUGAUCAAUUAGAAGGUGUAUUAAAAGCAGGCGAUAUAUUACGUGUACGUGGUUUAUGGAGAUCUAAUACUGGAAGUAAAAAAGAAAAUAUACAAUCGAAUAACCAGAAAAUGGAUAGAGAAAAACGGGAGCAGCCACCUUUAACUGGUCAAAUUCAAAAAAUCAAAUUAGUUCAACCGAGCGCGGAAAAAAUUGUUGAAAAUACACAACAGAAUACACCAAUACAAAAUAAUAUUCAACCUCAGAAACCUAUAUCAGAAAGAAAGAGUAUUGAAAAAGUUGAAGAGAAAACUAGCGAACCAGAAUCUAAGAAAGUUUUGGAGGAAAAUAAAAAUAAUGAACAAAAUAAGAACAAGGAAAAUGUGGAAAACAAUGGUAAAAAAAGGAAAACAACCAAUAGUGAUGUAGAAUCUAAUAAAUCUAAAAGUGAAGAUGGCGAAAAUACUGAAUUGAAUUUAGAACUUUUAGUAAAAGAUGAACCAAUUUGGGAAGAAACUAUUGAUCCAUCAGAAUCAUUAACGAUAGAUCACGAGAUUGAUAUAAAACCGGAAAUCGUACAUAGUGCAGAUGAAGAAGAAGAAUAUAGCCCGUUAACAUGCGAUAUGUGCAGUCAAACAUUUAAUCGACCAUCAGAUUGGGUAAGACAUAUUGAAUUUACACAUGCUGAUAUGACCGAAAAUCGAAGAAAAAAGAGGAAGGGUGAUGUAGAUGACGAUAGCAAAGAUUUUCCACCUUUAAAAUGUGAUCUUUGUGGUAAUAUGUAUUCAACACCUCAAGAAUGGGUACGUCAUAUACAAACCGAACAUACAGAAGAGCAAUUAGCUCUAAUGAAUAACUCAGCACCUCCUAAACCAAAAAGAGUUCAUAGUCAUCAAAAAUUGUGCAACAUUUGUCAAAAAGAAUUUCCAAGCCAUGCGUCGAUGGUAAUUCAUCAAAGAACGCAUACAGGGGAAAAGCCUUUUCUUUGUUCCUAUUGUAAAAAAGGCUUUAACGUAAAAAGUAAUUUAUUAAGGCAUUUAAGGACAUUGCAUGACAAAUAUGUACAUCCCAGUUUAUAUGGGAGUAAUGGCAACACGAAUGCUUAAGCCUUUACAUAAUUUUUUAAUUGUACAUGUUUUUUUUUUGUUAAUACUUUAAUACUUCAUUUACAGAGCAAAUGCCACAUAACAUCUCACACUUUUUAAAAUUAUAUUUAUAGACUGAAGAACAAUAUAUGCACUGAUAAUCUCGCAUAAGCAAUUAUCAAAUUAUCAAAUUGGUCCAAAUAAUUACCGAUAGUAUCGAUGUGUG
Messenger RNA from Apis mellifera (honey bee), 1999 nucleotides. RefSeq names its product zinc finger protein 271. Bases 379 to 1794 code for a protein of 471 amino acids. Gene Ontology annotation, cellular component: nucleus. Gene Ontology annotation, biological process: regulation of transcription by RNA polymerase II. The transcript has 6 exons. NCBI's taxonomy places the organism in Eukaryota, Metazoa, Arthropoda, Insecta, Hymenoptera, Apidae. Gene Ontology annotation, molecular function: protein binding. The record is from RefSeq and is a predicted model, not a curated record.